Messenger RNA from Calidris pugnax (ruff), 3603 nucleotides. RefSeq lists its product as uncharacterized. The transcript has 12 exons. NCBI's taxonomy places the organism in Eukaryota, Metazoa, Chordata, Aves, Charadriiformes, Scolopacidae. The record is from RefSeq and is a predicted model, not a curated record. Bases 323 to 2758 code for a protein of 811 amino acids.
CGGGGCACGCGCUCGAGGAGGGCAAUGUCGGGCGCCGCGCCGGGCCGCGGUGUUAAAAUGUUGCGGCAGCCCAGUCGGGUGCUCUCUCAGUCGUGUCACGGAGGCAGCAGCCUGGAUUCGAUCCCUGGGGUUUGAGCAGGGCACAGAUGCCACCUGAGGGCGGCUCGGCUGCUGCCAGUGAGUGUCUCUGUUCGCUGCCAAACUCCCAGAGCAAGAGUAGGAGGAAACCUGCCAACUUCUUACAGAGAGCAAGUUGCCUCCAGUACACGUUGUGUGCCUGCUGGGACACUCAGGUGGUAAUGAAAGAAGCAAGCCAAAAAUAAUGGAGGAAGCAGCCAGACAAUCGGGGAGGUCCUUUCAAGUGAUCCAAACCCCCUCUACUGCUUCUGAAAAGGGAAGCUCCGUGUCCAUCUCGCAUGUGGAGUGUUGUCACACAGCUAAUAAAGAUCCCUUUGGCUCUCUGCUGCCAAGAUGUCCAGUAACAUACUUUCCUGUUUGUGCAUGGAACCCAGAUUGCCUUUGUAUGCCCUUGAUACCCUCAGCAAGAAGGAAUUUCAUUGAUUCAUCCCCAGUGGCUUUCAGUUUUGUGAGGGGGGCUCGUGUGCUGGCCAGGAGAGAAGCUGAUGGCUAUUACUACCUGGGCCACAUUGCCCAAGAGGUGAAGGGCUCCAGGGAACGCUUUUUAAUCGAGUUUGAUAAAAGUCACACUCGGAAAGGCAAGGUACAGCUUCAGGAAACGCCUCUCUACGACAUUCUCCACUACGAAGAUGCCAGGCAACAGCCACUUGCUCCAGGAGACAGGGUCUUGGCACCAUGGGAGGCUAGAGCUGAACGUUUUGGGCCAGCCACUGUGCUAAAGGUUAUGGAGAACAAGGAGGCACCUUUAGCAUGCAACAGAAGGGGAGUGCUUGUAAAUUUCUGGAAUGGGCAGACUAAGGAGGUGUCUUCUGACCAAGCUCUGCGGAUCCCUCUGCCCUUAAGCGAACGCAUCAUCCUAGAACUGCAGAUGCCUUCAGCAGCCAGGCAGAGGGUGAUAGAUUCAAGCUUGGAUUACCCAUACAUCGUGACACCGGGUUAUAGGGCCUCAGGCUAUUACAGACAGGGUCACUCAGACCUGGACUACUGGCCAGGGGGUCUGUAUUCGACUCAGCCAUGUGCUAAGUGCAGCUCAUGCAACAGAAGGGGAGUGCUUGUAAAUUUCUGGAAUGGGCAGACUAAGGAGGUGUCUUCUGACCAAGCUCUGCGGAUCCCUCUGCCCUUAAGCGAACGCAUCAUCCUAGAACUGCAGAUGCCUUCAGCAGCCAGGCAGAGGGUGAUAGAUUCAAGCUUGGAUUACCCAUACAUCGUGACACCGGGUUAUAGGGCCUCAGGCUAUUACAGACAGGGUCACUCAGACCUGGACUACUGGCCAGGGGGUCUGUAUUCGACUCAGCCAUGUGCUAAGUGCAGCUGUAGGUGCUCCUGGCUUCCCCGGUGCUGCCUUGCAGCCUGGGAACCCACACGGCCCACAGGGUGCAAAGUGAAGCAGGAAGAUGCCUUCAUCCCAGGAACAAACUCAACUAAAGAAGAGCUCAGCAAGAAAAUAGAAGAGCAGCUGUCUGAGGUGAAGAUUUCCUCUUCAGAAAGUGUUUCUAGAGAGGAACAGAAAAAGGAAGAUAAGAAAUUGAAGACAGAAAAUGCUCCAAAAGAUGUUCAGUCUUGUUUGGAAGAGGACAACAAGGUUAUAGAACCGAAGAAGAGUCCUCAGAGGGAGAUGGCUCAUGCUGUGGUCGAUGCUGCUGUCAACACAGAUCACUGGUUAAUGGAGACAGUCCACAAGGAAGAAGCAGACAUCAGAGACCAGAAUGCUGAAACUGAGGCUAAACACAAACAUGGUCUUUUUGAGUCCAGAGUGGCAGAAGCUCCAAUCCAGCAUUCCCAAAGGAGCCCUUCCCUGGGAACCAGCGCUCUGGUUCCUUUCAGGCGCCAAAGCUUCUUUGACCGAGUGAAUCAAUCACUAGAGAAAGACAGCCUGACCAUCAAAUCAGCUCUACGUGUACAGAGACCACACAGAACCUCCAGUGUGCAGGCUAGGAGAUCCACUAAUCUCCUAAAUCUUCUAAAAGACAAAAGCAUUACAAAAUCAAUCGUUACUGGUGCAUCUCCAGAGAGAUGGAAAGAGGUGGACUUCAACAGAGCCAAGAUUGAGCACAAAAGGCGGCAAGAGGAGCAGAGGCAGCUGAAGAGGGAGCAGCAGCAAGAGGCAGAUGCCAUCCGACGCCAGCUGCGCAGGGACAACCAGAGGCAGCGGUUGCGUCAGAGAACAUUGCAAGGGCAGGAGAAACAGCUGGAGCACAAAGACAGAGCUUUGCAGCACAUGGCACUGCUCCAGGCUGCUGGGGCAGAGAGGAGCAGGAAGGAAUCCUUCUUGUCAGAGGAGGAGAAGAGGAAAGCAAGCGAGAAGCUGCAGUUCUUAAAGUCACAGCGUUUGCGGAGAGAGGAGUUGCAGGCAGAACGCAACGAAAGGAGCUUUGAACAAGAGAAAGAACGGCUGGAUUUCCUCAGGAGCAGAAUGCAGUCACGGCAGGAAAUGCUGGAACAAGAAUCACAGGAGCAGGACAGGAAACAAAAAAAGCACGAGGCUGCCAAAGUGAGAGUGUUCCAGAGCAGAGGCCAUUCGUGCCGGAAGAUGGAAAAAGAAGGCCAAAAACUCUGUGACCUCCAGCAGUACCUCAGAGAACAGAACCUUUUGAUGCUCCGGGCAUCCCUGCUAGCAUAAGGAAGCUGCAGGGUGGGUAAGCAGGCCCUUGAGCAGUUCACAGGUCUGCUCUGUACCUUGUAGGUGUGAGUCCAUGCUGGAGCUUGGGUGCUUGAGUGCAGUUGUGACAAUUGGAAUUAUGAUUCCUGGAGAAGUCUUUAAUGUCCUUUUCAUUGCAGCCAGAGUGCGUUUCCACUGCUCUGUCCUUUACAUGCCUUUCUUUCUGGGGUUACUAUUCUAGUCCACCUCUGUCAAACUGUUCUUCUGUGACCCUCCUCACUGACCCAGCUCUGCAACCAAGAGCUACCUUGGUAUUUAAUAUGAAACAGCCACAGCGCUGAGUUUCUGCCCCAAAGGCAUCUGAAAGGGGCCAGGCUCUUUCUGCAGGACUCCAAGGAGUCAGCAGCCAUAGUGCUGAGUGUUGGAGGCUGAGGCUGGUGAAAGUGUCACUGGGCAAUCCAGAGUGGAGCACCAGAAGACCUGGGAGUUAACAAAAGUCAUUCAAAGGGCACAAGAUCUAGAGGGGCAUUAGGUUGUAGCUGCUUUCAAGAUGCCAAUGACAGAGAAAGGAAUUAGUUAAGUGAGGGCAUGGGCCAUACAAUAGAGUAGGAGGUGAAGAACAAGAAUGAAGGUCAGGAGAAAUGCCCUGGGAACCAAGUCCCUCAAGUGAAGUGGUGCAAGCACAGGCCCCAGUUAUGUCCUGCUAAUACAAGCCUACAGGGAAAUUAAAUACAGGCCUGAAAGGGCUUCUGCUGCUGAAUUCCGGGAACUUUCUGCCCUGCUGUGUUUCUUUCAGAGCAGCGCCAGAAAAGCACUUUUUUUUUUAAGGUCAAGGACCACAUAAAAUAGAAAGUGUAGCUACACAA